AUGGUAUCAACACGUGGUCCAAGAUCUCGGUAUUUCGAAAAAGGUGAAAAAGUUCUUUGUUAUGAACCGGACGCUUCCAAAGCCAAAGUCUUGUAUGACUCAAAGAUUUUAGGAACAUACGAAAUCAAAGAUAAACGAGGUCGUAAACACAUUCAAUACAAAGUUCAUUUUCAAGGUUGGAGUAGUUCAUGGGACCGCAAAGUCAGUGCGGAUUAUGUUCUAAAGGACACCGAAGAAAAUCGACAACUUCAAAGAGACUUAGCAGAAAAGGCCCAACUACAGUUAGGAGCAUAUUUAUAUCGCAAAGAACACAAAAAUAAGAAGAGGUCACGCAAAACAACAUCCAUUAAUUCGGAAGAUUCCGCUGAUGCAAGUACAUCGCCCAACAAACUUCGUCCACGCGGUUUAUCAGAGGAUAAUUUUAGUUCUGGCAGUACAUUCGAGAAAAAUGAAGGCUAUUCGAUGAAAGAUGAUGAAACCGACUCAUGUUGCAGUUCCAUCGAAAGUUUUCACGAUGAGGACCGCGUUAUGUUACGUAUUAGUGAACGUUUGCGACAAUAUUUGGAAUAUGACCAUGACAUGAUUGUAAAAUAUGGAAAACACCAUGCAUUACCAUCCCGAAAUCCAGCUGUUUCGAUAUUGGAGAAAUUUGUCAAGCAAACAGCUUUGAAAAUGGUUUUCGCAAACAAUCAACCAGAGGGCCCAACACGACGACGUGCUGUACAACAACGGGCCACUGAUAAAAAGGAAAAGGAUGUUGAAAAAAUUAUAUCAACCGUUGCUUUACUAAAAGAAGUUGCCGAUGGCUUGCGUAUAUAUUUCGAUUUUACCAUUGCUGAUUAUUUGCUGUACAAGGAGGAAAGGGAGUAUGCAUUGUCAUAUUUGUCGAAAGAGAACUUAAAUUCAUUCACAUAUGUCCCGGCACCUGCCUUUUCCCUUGAAUGGUUCAACAUUAAAAAUGAUACAAACGAUGCAACAAAUGCUAGCUCCUCAAGUAAUCAGAACUCAACAAAUACAACAGACGCUUCCAGCAAUCCAAACCCAACAACAACACCACAAGAAGAACAACCACAACGUAGAAAAUUGAGAUCACAUCGCAGCGAAGAAUGCGAUUUUACAUUGGAGAAUUGUUUGGCCAGUAUUGCUAGCACGAAUGCGGGUGCAGCUACACCAUUAAAUACCAAUAUUCCGGCAUCUGGAUUAAAUCAUUUGAAAUCCCUGGCACCCAUUUCACCACAGAUACGUGAUUUUUUACAAAAUGUCUUAUCAUGGCGUAUAUUACCAUCAAAAGCCCCCUCGGCACCCUCCAUGAUAUUCGGAGCACCACAUUUAGCCAGACUUAUAGUUAAACUCCCAGAAUUUCUAAAUGCAUCCACAAUGAGUGAUGAAAAAUUGAAAAUAAUUCUACAACAUUUGGAUACAUUUGUGAAUUAUUUGGAAUCUCACAAGGAAUGGUUUAAUGAAGACAAUUAUGAACGAAAGUAUGUCAACAUCGCACAAGAACGUGAAACAGAAGAAAAGGCCAACAUUCAAGAGCCUCCCGAUUCCAACGUGACAGUGAAAGAUCAAGAGACGAUUUUGCCACCUGUCAAAUCGCCAAAUGUGGAAGUUAUGGCUUCGUAA
Musca vetustissima is the source of this 1623-nucleotide messenger RNA. It is a transcript of the gene msl-3, whose product is annotated as protein male-specific lethal-3. Gene Ontology annotation, biological process: chromatin organization; regulation of DNA-templated transcription. The coding region runs from base 1 to 1623 and encodes 540 amino acids. The transcript has 8 exons. Lineage: Eukaryota; Metazoa; Arthropoda; Insecta; Diptera; Muscidae. Gene Ontology annotation, cellular component: MSL complex; nucleus; NuA4 histone acetyltransferase complex. The record is from RefSeq and is a predicted model, not a curated record.